CCCGGACUCACCCUUUUUAUGCUCCUUCCUUCUCGUUGCCCUUUCAUUUCCACUUCCACCGUACCAGUCAUCGUCUUCUUUAUUAUUCUAUCCAUCAACGUUGCUCGGAGCCUCGACCUUACUGCGAAACUAGUUAGUUGAAAGCAUGGCGGAUUGGGGGCCAGUGGUGAUAGCGGUGGUGCUUUUUGUGUUGUUGACGCCGGGGCUGCUGUUUCAGCUGCCCGGGAACAGCCGGGUGGCGGAGUUCAACAACAUGCAGACCAGCGGGGUUUCCAUCUUGGUUCACACCAUCAUUUACUUUGGCCUCAUCACCAUUUUCCUCAUCGCUAUCGGCGUUCACAUCUCCACUGGCUAGCUUAUAUGCACGCUAUCCAUCUCCAACAUUUACAUUUUUCCGAUCCGCGCGCAUGCAGGGGGAUGCAUGAAUGAAUUGUUUUGUGAUUUUAGUAAGAGUUGAGUGUGUUCGAUGAAAUUUAUCAGCACCUGCUGUCUAUGAAUGUUACAUGUUUGAAAACUUGAAAGCAAGCUACUUGGAUCAGUCUCACUAAUUAAGUGCGUGUUUG
Messenger RNA from Pyrus x bretschneideri (Chinese white pear), 563 nucleotides. RefSeq lists its product as uncharacterized. Lineage: Eukaryota; Viridiplantae; Streptophyta; Magnoliopsida; Rosales; Rosaceae. The transcript has a single exon. The coding region runs from base 146 to 355 and encodes 69 amino acids. The record is from RefSeq and is a predicted model, not a curated record.